UAGUUUGGGUAUCUGAGGAACUUGGAAUAUGGGGAUUUGAGAGCCAUUGUGUUGUUUAAUUUUGCUAGGAAUGGAAAUAGAGAUGUAAUGCUAGGAGGGAGCUUGUUCUUAAAGUGUUUUCAGCUGUGAUUAAGAAUGUUAUUUCUGAAGGUUCUUUGACAUUUUCCAAUUCAGAUUUGGAGAUGCAAAUGGUUUUAAUAGUUUGAACAAGGCACUGAAAGUCCACAGUAAGGUGGAACAGAUCAUAAUACAUUCUCCUUCCUUAUGUAUUAAAAACUCUGCAUCUGGAGAAAACCAGGACCGUUUUCAGGGUAUAGGUAAAAGUAGAUGAUUUUGCAGCAGUGCAGAAAGUGAUCAGGACUCAGGCUGGUUCCUGAUCAUGGGAAUGGCACAGAGUCAGUAUAAACAACUCCAUAUCAUGCCUGGCACUAGUGCCUUCAAGCAUGUUCUUCAUGAGACUUCCUGCCAACUGUCUCCUUCACCAGAAGCAGUAUAGCUAUGUUGGGAUGACUAAUUGGCACUAGAAUGAAAGCCAACCAGCCCACCUGAAGGCCUCUGUGGACUCCCCUGUGCAUCUGGGUUGGGAGGCAACUGAAUCAAUGUGGCAUGCUUGAAGGUGCUGCUACUGGAGAAGGUCUGAACACUUUGGAAUCCCCAACAAAUAGUCCUCUUCCUUCUGAUCACUCUGCUUGGAAUCUCACCUGGGUCAUGAAAGACUCUUCCCCUUUCUCCCGUCACAGAGGGCAACACAUAUUUGACUGCAACUUUGAAUCGUCUUGUGAGCUGGAAUACUCUCCUCCAUUGAAAGAUAAGGAAAGCAACAACCAGGCUUGGCAGAGAGUGAGUGCAGAGGAGAUUUCCCAGCUAAACCUUUUGGGUGUACCAGAAAGAGAUUACUCUGAGGAUUCAUCAAGAGGUUCAUUUCUGUUCCUUGAUGCAUCAUAUAACAUCAGCCCUGUCAUCCUGAGCCCCUGGCUGAGAAGCAGUAGUGAUCACUGCACCGUGCAAGUGGCUGUGUACAUGCAUCUCCAGCAAAAUGGGGAAUAUAUUGCCCGGAUCCACCCCAUUGAUGAAAGCAGCAGUGAAAUCCCAUUAAUCCCAAGUCAGGAGAAAAAUGGAUGGAUGCUGCUUCAGAAGAGAGUUGGACGUCUUGAGAAACCUUUUCGGAUCUCACUGGAAUAUACAGCUAGUGGGAACAGAAGCUUAGCUGCUGUGGAUUCUUUUGCAAUAAAGAACUGCACUGCAGGAUCUCCCCCUGCUUCCAAAAUGGUCCUUGAAGGCUUCUUCAGUUGCUGGAAUGGAACAGUGAUCAAACUGAGGCAAGCAUGUGAUUUCAUCAGGGACUGCACAGAGGGAGAGGAUGAGGGAGACAUUUGCAAAAAACUUCCUUCCAGUUUUUACUGUUCGUUUGAAGAAGGCGACUGUGGCUGGACACAGGGCUCUUCUGCUUCUCACAUUCCUCCAUGGCAGAUUGGGAACCCGGAGUACAGCCGCUUUCCUUCACUAGAAGGCUGCGCGCUCUUGCUGAACACCAGCGAGGCACCUGCAGCAGAAACAACCGUCGUGACCAGCGCUGUGUUUCCAGCUCCAAUUAGAAACUCCCCCUGUGAGCUCCGAAUGUCAUGGCUCAUCCAUGGCUCCUUUCUUGGAAACAUUUCCCUGGUUCUUGUUGAGAACAAAACAGAGAAAGAACAGAGUAAGACGUUCUGGCACUUUACAAACAACGAAGGCUUCGGAAUCUGGCAGUGGAUGGUCUUAGCUCUCCCAGAUGUUUCAGACAGGUUUUGGUUUCAGAUCAUCACUUCAUGGGAGGAAGAAUCUGAUGCCAUUAUUGCUUUUGACAAUGUUUCUCUUAGCCUGGACUGUUAUCUAACAAUCAAUGGAGAGAAGACACCUCAAGAUACCCCUCCAGACUCAAGCAAUCUGCUCACCAGUAGAGGUGGCCAGAAAAAGAUUGAACUGGAACACAAGAUCCUGGAGAACCUCUCGUUCGGCGCUCCUCCCACCUCUGGCCCCGCAGAUCAUUGGUUGUUCACGACGUGUGGUGCCAGCGGACCCUACGGACCCACUCAGAGCCAGUGCAACAAUGCAUACAGGAACUCCAACCUCAGUGUGAUUGUGGGGGCUGAAGGGAUUCUCCAGGGAGUCCAGAUCUGGAGAGUGCCAGCCACCAACACUUACAGCAUCUCAGGCUAUGGAGCAGCUGGUGGGAAAGGAGGAAAGAAUACCAUGAUGAGAUCCCACGGUGUGUCUGUGCUGGGGAUUUUUGACCUUCAAAAAGAUGAUGCCCUGUACAUCUUGGUAGGACAGCAAGGAGAAGAUGCCUGCCCCAGUACGAACCACGUUAUACAGAAAGUCUGCAUUGGAGAAAAUAAUGUGAUUGAAGAAGAGAUUCGGGUGAACAAAAGUGUCAGUGAAUGGGCUGGAGGAGGUGGAGGAGGUGGAGGAGCAACUUACAUAUUUAAGAUGGAGAAUGGAGAGCCAGUUCCCUUGCUAAUUGCGGCAGGAGGUGGUGGCAGGGCUUACAGGGCCAAAACAGACACGUUUCAUCCAGAAAGGCUGGAGAAUGAUUCUUCAGUUCCAGGUCUGAAUGGAAAUUCAGGAGCUGCAGGUGGCAAUGCGGCAGCGGAGAAUGACCCCGAGAUGGAUGGGGAGGACGGUGUGUCCUUUAUUAAUCCAAUGGGUAUCUUAUACACCCCGGCACUGAAAGUGACAGAGGGGCAUGGAGAGGUGGAUAUUAAGUUGCAUCUGAACUGCAGUCAUUGUGAGCUGGAUGAGUGCCGGGUUGAUCUGGAGACUCAGAAAGUGAUUUGCUUCUGCGAGCCUGGGACAGACUUGGCUGAGGAUGGUGUCUCUUGCAUAGCAGGCCCAGGAGUUCAUCUCCCCCUCUCCUUGGUCUUGUCUGUAGUGACUUCAGCCCUGGUUGCUGCCCUCAUUCUGGCUUUUUCAGGGAUCAUGAUAGUGUAUCGCCGGAAGCACCAGGAGCUGCAAGCCAUGCAAAUGGAAUUACAGAGUCCUGAAUACAAACUCAGCAAGCUGCGUACCUCCACCAUUAUGACAGACUACAAUCCCAACUAUUGUUUUGCAGGCAAGACUACCUCCAUCAGCGACCUCAAAGAGGUGCCUCGGAAAAAUAUCUCCCUCAUAAGGGGUUUGGGCCAUGGAGCCUUUGGCGAGGUAUAUGAAGGCCAGGUGAUUGGGAUGCCCAGCGACCCUAGUCCCUUGCAGGUGGCUGUGAAAACAUUGCCAGAGGUGUGCUCGGAGCAAGAUGAGCUGGAUUUCCUCAUGGAAGCUCUAAUUAUUAGCAAGUUCAACCACCAGAACAUUGUGCGCUGUAUUGGGGUGAGCUUGCAGGCGUUGCCCCGCUUCAUCCUGCUGGAGCUCAUGGCUGGAGGGGACCUGAAAUCCUUCCUAAGGGAGACACGGCCCAGACCGACCCAGCCCUCUUCCCUUUGCAUGCUGGACUUGCUACAUGUGGCUCGUGAUAUUGCUUGUGGCUGUCAGUAUCUGGAAGAAAACCAUUUCAUUCACAGGGAUAUUGCUGCCAGGAACUGUCUCCUUACUUGCCAAGGGGCUGGGAGAGUAGCUAAAAUUGGAGACUUUGGAAUGGCCCGAGACAUAUACAGGGCCAGCUAUUAUCGAAAGGGAGGCUGUGCAAUGCUGCCAGUCAAGUGGAUGCCGCCAGAGGCCUUUAUGGAAGGAGUAUUUACAUCAAAAACAGACACAUGGUCUUUUGGGGUAUUGCUGUGGGAAAUAUUCUCUCUUGGAUACAUGCCCUAUCCUAGCAAAAGUAACCAGGAGGUACUUGAGUUCGUAACAAAUGGAGGAAGAAUGGAUCCACCCAAAAAUUGCCCUGGCCCUGUGUAUCGUAUAAUGACCCAGUGCUGGCAGCACCAGCCUGAAGACCGACCAAAUUUUGCCAUAAUAUUGGAGAGGAUUGAAUACUGCACUCAGGACCCUGAUGUCAUCAACACUGCUUUGCCUGUGGAAUAUGGCCCAUGCAUAGAGGAGGAGGAAAAAGUCCCAAUGCGCCCAGAAGACCCUGAAGGAAUCCCUCCUCUGCUGGUCUCCCCACGCCAAGAAAGGAAGGAUGACAAGCAGGCCCUGCCUUCUCCACCCCCUCUGCCCACCACUGUUGCUCCUGGAAAGCCAUUGCUGAAGGUGGCAGCCUCUGAGCCACCCAUCCCUGCUAAAGUAUGCCCAGGCCUGGAAGGGGGCCAUAUCAGCAUGGCCUAUACACAGUCCAACCCAGCUUCUGAGCUUCACAAAGGCAGAGGGUCCCGAAACAAGCCCACCAACCUCUGGAAUCCAACCUAUGGCUCCUGGUUUGCAGGGAAGACGGGCAUCAAAAAUAAUUCCUUGCUGGAAAAAGAGGUGUCUGAGAGGGAGAAUUUGGGGCAUGAAGGAAACUGUACAGUGGGGCCCAGUGUGGUGACUGGCAGGCUACCAGGCUCCUCCCUGCUCUUAGAACCAUCCUCACUAACAGCUAGUAUUAAGGAAGUGCCUCUCUUUAGGCUCCGCCACUUCCCCUGUGGCAAUGUCAACUAUGGAUACCAACAGCAGGACUUGCCCUUGGAGGCAUCAGCACCGCCUUGUGCUAGCAACUACGAGGACUCUGUCCUUAGAAACAAGGGUCAUGUAGCCCAUCAAGGGCCUUGAGAGCACCCCAGAGCUCUUGACUUUCAUCCCACAUGGCCUGUGAGCCUUGAAGAGGUUAUCCGUGUUACCCACACACUGCAAGCAAAAGAGCAGACAGUGUUACUUCCCAUAUUGUGCCAACUGGCUCUAAAGUGCCACCUUUGGAAGCCGUGUUUUCCAAUAAACCAAGGGGCUUCAAAUCACAAGAGCCCAAGCUACAAAAAAAACCAAGGAGAGCGGAUAAUAAAUGUUCACUGCAAGGCCCAGCUUUCAGUUGCAUCAACUCAUUCGCAUGAUUGUUGUCGUGCCCUUUCCUGUGAGCUUCUUCUCAAUUGUGUGUGCUCUGCUUAAAUGUAAAGUCAUGACUCGCUGCUUGAGUGUUUCAUGUUUGGAGCUUUGCUUGCCAGACUGGUAAUUGCUAUGGAAUGGGACGUUUGGAAAUCUCCUCCAGAUGGCAGAGAUGCGAGGAGGGCUGGGACAAGCGUCACUCAUUUGAAACAAAUUGGACAAAGCAACUCUGGAUGGGAACACAACAGUACGUUCCCAAGUUGCAUUACAGCUAGAGCACAGUCUUCAAAAGUCCCUGAAUAUGCAGUAUUUGCAGUAUCACUGGCAAGGCAGAGGAAAGUUGCCAGCCUUACUGGAUGGUUUGUUUGUAAGGGAGGUGGGAAG
Alligator sinensis (Chinese alligator) is the source of this 5310-nucleotide messenger RNA. RefSeq names its product ALK receptor tyrosine kinase (gene ALK). The record is from RefSeq and is a predicted model, not a curated record. The transcript is spliced from 29 exons. Gene Ontology annotation, molecular function: ATP binding; transmembrane receptor protein tyrosine kinase activity; protein binding. Gene Ontology annotation, biological process: positive regulation of kinase activity; regulation of cell population proliferation; multicellular organism development. Lineage: Eukaryota; Metazoa; Chordata; Crocodylia; Alligatoridae. Gene Ontology annotation, cellular component: membrane; signaling receptor complex. The coding region runs from base 607 to 4659 and encodes 1350 amino acids.